Molecule: messenger RNA, 4684 nt
Organism: Phlebotomus argentipes
Lineage: Eukaryota; Metazoa; Arthropoda; Insecta; Diptera; Psychodidae
Gene: MED14
Product: mediator of RNA polymerase II transcription subunit 14
Exons: 7
Coding region: 175-4650 (1491 amino acids)
Biological process (GO): regulation of transcription by RNA polymerase II
Cellular component (GO): core mediator complex; mediator complex
Molecular function (GO): transcription coregulator activity
Source: RefSeq, a predicted model, not a curated record
UGCAAGAGUUAGUUUUCUUUUGGGUGUGAAAAGAAAAAGCCCGUGUUUAUAAGUGAAAAAACUGUGAAUAUUCGCAUUUGAGAACAAUAUAAGAUUUUCCAGAAGAAUAAUGCGUAUGGUGGCGUAAGGGAAUUGUUAGUGUUUGGCAGCAAGACGUUCUAAAAAGGCUGUGUAAUGCCUCCACAACCACUUCCCCUGGAAGGAGCACCUGUCAAUUUUAUGCCGUCGUCCGGACAGGAGCCCCGCGGGGGCUCCAUCUCUCUGGCCAUUCUCAUUGACUUCAUCAUACAGCGAACUUACCAUGAGCUCACAGUUCUGGCUGAAUUACUCCCACGCAAAACAGACAUGGAGAGAAAAAUUGAGAUAUACAACUUCUCUGCACGAACACGACAACUCUUCAUACGACUACUGGCUUUGGUAAAGUGGGCUAAUUCGGCGUCAAAAGUGGACAAAUCAGCACAAAUAAUGAGCUUCCUCGACAAGCAGUCAAUGCUUUUCGUGGAAACUGCUGAUAUGUUGGCCCGGAUGGCUCGUGAAACUCUCGUUCACGCACGCCUACCCACUUUCCACAUCCCAGCAGCUGUGGAGAUUCUUACUACAGGGACAUACGGACGCCUCCCGGCCUGCAUCAGGGAGAAAAUAGUCCCUCCGGAUCCAAUAACCACUGUUGAGAAGCGACAAACUCUGUUGCGACUCAAUCAGGUGAUCCAACACCGAUUAGUGACGGGAAGUCUCAUGCCUCAGAUGAGGAAAUUCAAGAUUGACUCCGGCAGAGUCACUUUCCGGAUUGAGCAUGAGUUUGAAGUGUCUCUGACUGUGAUGGGCGACGGGCCAAACGUUCCAUGGCGCUUGCUAGACAUUGAUAUCCUGGUUGAGGAUAAGGAGACAGGAGAUGGAAAGGCAUUAGUUCAUGUGUUGCAAGUGAAUUACAUUCAUCAACUGAUACAGGCGCGUCUUGUGGACAAUCUCAAUGCCCUGGCGGAAGUGUACAAUUGCCUGCACUUCUUCUGCCAAUCUCUGCAACUUGAGGUGCUCUACACACAAACACUGCGUCUGAUCCGUGACAGACUGCAUGACAUGAUUUACGUGGAUGAAUACAUACCAGGAAGCAAAUUGACUGUGUCAUAUUGGAGAGAAUUGACCAGUAAGGAUCCAAAAUCAGAGUUGGGAUAUCGACUCACUGUACAAACAGAUCCAAACGAUACGGCAAGGCCUCUGGCAGUCUUUCACAUCCCUUCGAUAGGGAACAAGGAAUCAUCCGAAGUCGCUGAUCGUGCAGUUCGCUCAGAUCUUCUGUCCAUGGAGCGCCUUCUCGUUCACACAGUUUACGUGCGCUCUUUGGCGCGUCUGAAUGAGAUCAAAGUGGAGUUUCAGACCUUCUUGAAGGAUGUGGAGUAUCACCUCCAAGGUACUCCCGCUCGAUUGUCCGUGCCCAUUCUCAAUCCUUGUCUGCGUGCUGAACAAAUUCACAUUACGGUGGACACACACACGGGAAUAUUUCACUGUCAUGUGCCGAAACAUCUGGAUUGUCCCAUUAUUCCGGACCUUCAGGCGGCUCUCAACAGUGAGAAUGCGAAACUUCCGUAUUUAAUUUCUGAACUGAGAUACUGGAUAACUCAGAGGCGCUGUGAAAAAACGCUGCAACAUCUCCCGGCAACACCACAUGAGCAUCUUCCGUUGAUUCACGGACCGGAGGAUUUGAUUGCCAAAAUUGGUCGACACAAAGUGUUUGUGAAGCUUCAUCGGCAUCCCAAUGUGAUUCUUGUGCUGGAGAUGAAAGAGAAAGUUCAGACGCCAAGUGAGAUGGAGUAUAAUUUCUAUCUGGUGUAUGUGAAACCAGUGGGAAUUGAGGGUGUUGAAUCCAAUGAUGACACCACUGAAUCUGACGCUCCGAAGAUGUUCCUCAAGGUGCUGAACAUCAUAGAGUUUGAUACAUUUGUGACAACUCAUGGGCCGGGGACAUAUUUGGAUGAGUCAGUGAACAACAAACGGAAGGCACUUCUGAUGGAUUCAGGACCAGCAGUGAAACAGCAAAAGGCAAUUUAUCCGGCAUAUUUUAUUCCUGAGUUGGCGCAUGUUGUGGCGAUGUGUGAUGAAAAGCUCCCAUUUGUCACAUUUGCACAAGAGCUCUCAAAACGGAAAAUCCCUCAUGGAGGACUUCAAGUAGAGGCAAAUGCAACUUCACUUGUGCUGAAAUUAUUGACGCUUCCCAAGCCAGUUCCAUCGCAAGCCGACAAGUCUACUUCCACGCCUGUUGUUGACAAUGUGGUGUGGAAUGCUUUGCUUAAGCGUCUUCUUUCAGUGGCUGUAAGAGCGCAAGUUAAUCGUCACACAACGCGUCUCUGGACAGUGGAAUUGGUGUUCUACAGUACGCCGUUGUUGAGCACACAUCACAAAGAGCAAGGCUUAAGACGGGCAGUUUACUUGCAGUAUGAUCUCAUGCCAGCGGAUCAGUUCAGUAAGACAAUAGACAGUUUGCUGAACGAUUGGUCCAAGAUUGUCUACUUGUAUGCACUGGUGCAUGACUUCGCGGAGAAAUACAAAAAUGACAAAUACAAUCUACAGAAUAUUGUCACAAUCAAAUCUUACACCUACGGUAGUCUUCUGCUGGGCUACGGUCCAAAUAAAGAGGUGCUGGUGAAUAUAUUUUGGUGUACAGAAUCGAAGGAGUUCAAGAUGAUCUUCUCUGGCGGUCACUCAGCGGCCAAUUCGCAUUCAAUUAUGCGAGAGCAGCUACAAUCACAUCUCAAUCGCAAUUAUAAUCUGACUCAGACGAUACAUAUUCUUCACGAAACGUACCAGCCACUCAGUUCCAUCGCGAAAUUGCCCACAAUUCCGCAACUUGGCAUAGUGGUAAAUUUACAGCGACCACAAAAUCCGGUGCUGACUUUUUGCCUCUUUCCGCAAUCGCCGACACUUCUUCGUGUGGAGUACCAAAGCCUGUAUUGUCUGGAGAUUCGCCUGAGAGGCGGUGGUCUGAUAUCUAUUCGCGAUGGCGCGUAUAGUCGCUUUGAUCGAUGCAAUGUGCUUCAGGAGUUGAUUCCUACACAAGGACUGAAGGCCUUUCUCUCAAAGUAUGUCGAUGAGUCGACAGUGUAUCGUCGUCGAUCGCAAUCGGAGGACGAUAAUCCACCAUCGCCAAUUGCAAUGGAAGAGACUCAGGGUGGACCGACAUCUGUGGGUGGAUCUUCACCAUUUCUGGGCUUGAGAGGUCCACAGAGUCCGCGGGAUGCGGGAUUACGCUUCGCUCCGCCCAUAACACCGCCAUCGAGCUCAAAUCCACACACACCGGCGAGUCCGCACGCAUUGGGACACCCGAAUUUCAGUAUGACAUCACCACCGGCCCCGCAUUUGCCUCAUCCAUCACCCAGUGGCAUAAUGCCGUCGUCGCCACUCAACACACAGCCCAGUCCAAUGGCACACUCGCCGGGACCUAAUAGCCUGUCGUACAUGCAACAGGGUCACACCACGGACGGCAGUCCAUUUCCCACUUUGUCUCCAGGAGCAUCGAAUUGGCCAGGAUCGCCUAGUAUGCCACGGCCGUCGCCACGCUCAGGCCAGAGUCCUGAUCACAAGACUCAGCAGCCAACGACUCAUCUGUCUCGAGUUCUACCAGCUCGAUCGUGGGCAGGUGCUGUUCCUACACUUCUCACCCACGAAGCUCUCGAUACACUCUGUCGGCCAUGUCCGCAUCCGCAAAAAGAGAUUCCAGGCCCAGAACUGAGUCCUAUUGAGAGAUUCCUGGGAUGUGUGUACAUGAGACGGCAUUUGCAGCGUUUCAUUCAGAAUGAGAUGACACAACUGCCAACCAACGAGCCUGGCGUUGUAUUCUUUAAGGCUGACGGAUUGCAGUGUCAAGUGUUUCUCAAUCAUGCACACAUGCAAUCGCUUCACAUGAAGGUGAGCCAAAUACAAAAUGUUGGCUCACCGGAAGUGCAUCAAUGGAGUCAAGAGGAGCUUCAGGUGAUCGAGCAGUUCUUUGAAUUGCGCGUAGCGGCUCCUCCGUAUCGGCCGAAUGCUUUGUGUGCCUUUGCGAGGAUGAUCAAUGUCAAUAUACCGCGUGUUCUGAAGGACUUCAUACAGAUCAUGCGGCUGGAAUUGAUGCCGGAACUCGUUCAGGGUCUCAAGUGGAAUGUACAGUUUUGUCUACGUGUUCCACCUUCGGCAAUGCCAAUUGUCCCCACUGGAAUGCCGGCUGUUUUGCCAUUUAGAGGAAAGAUUCUCUUCUUUUUGCAAAUCACACGAAUUCCGUACAUGCAGGGAAUGGAUUGGAAAGAUUGUUUGUCACUGGUUUUGCCAAUGGUGUACGAUACGAGUACGAAUAGUACGCAAUUGGCGGAGCGUCGUGAGCAAGUGCAAUCCGUGGCGAUGGGCGCCGUGAGUCAUCAGUUGAAGAGAUUUGCGGAAUAUGCUGUAGUGCAGCCGAAUGAGUGCUCACUGUUUCCGGCUGUUCGUGACCUGCUGGCCAAUUUGAUGCUUCCCACAGAGCCGCAGUUGCCGCCACAGAUGCAAAAUCAGAUUGUACCCUCGCCCGUGGGCCCCGUCGGCACGAGUCCCAGUCAGAUGAUGCACUCACCCAUGCAAUCUAUGCCUCAAGGUGGACCGCCAGCUGGAGCAUACAACAUGGUUCCGCCUGGCGGGCCCAACUAGCACAUAAUGUACCACAAUCCCUACAAUCCUAAUG